Pseudo-nitzschia multistriata is the source of this 2466-nucleotide messenger RNA. The record is from the annotation of a GenBank genome assembly. Lineage: Eukaryota; Bacillariophyta; Bacillariophyceae; Bacillariales; Bacillariaceae.
AUGCACUACUCGUACCUCGUGGCCAUUACAUUACGUACGUAUGAGUAGCGGUUCGUACGGCACUCUAGGAGGUUAUGUGAGUUAAUACCGCACCGUACAGUAACUACUGUCGCAAUCAUGGGUAGCUCGUGAGAAGCAGAAGACAAUCAUUCAUUUUUCCUUAAAUACAUCUACAACGUAGUCAUAUGCCACGCAUAAAAUAUUGCACAAAUUCAGUCUUUUUUCUUCAAAUGCUGCACCACUUACUCAGUUUUUCCUCGUUUUCCUUAGAAGAAUGAGGCAUCCUUCCAUGAAAAUAGCCACUCAUCCUUGAAAACUUUCCGGAAGUUUUUUUUUACUUAUAAAAAUUUCUGAAUUGUUUUCGGCAGUAUGCUGCAGAUUCAAGUUGAUUUCUUAAUAGAGAAAUUAAUCUCUUGCAGUUCAUUGGUCGAAACAAGUGUGAAACUAGUACAAUCUGUUCAUCUUCUUAAGUUUAAAAUGCAGUUUUACAUUUUCAACGGGAAGCCAAACACAAUUGAAAUUUGCGAAUUCCUUUUAUCGAAGCAGCAGCAGUUUACAAAAAAAGCAAAGCUAUUUGCAUGCCACCCAACUGUUUCACAAUUCAACUCGCCGAACACCACAACUACUAAAAUACGGACCGAACUUGUGCUUUCUAUCCGAAUUCCGAACAACAUGAUUGUAUUCCCAGAGAACACCGAUUAUUCUUCGCCCAACCGUUGGAGCAACGAAUCUCCUUCGACGAAGCUCUACAACAAGAACCCCCAAAUCGGCGGCGACUACAUCCAAGAGCUGCACCACCGCACCAACCUAGUCCAGCGGACGCCCUUCGAACAUGGUGCAGGAGGCUUUUUUACUAUGGAAAAAGAAGCUCCCCUCGAGAGCGUCCAUGGCGAUAGCCCCGUUUGCGUGAAGGAUGUAAAGCGAUUCGAACACGAACCGCUCCACUACGAAGAUCCCUGCGAAGACGCAGGAGGAGUAGCAAUCGAUCUCUGCCUUCCUGAAGACGAUCUCGACAUCAGCCGCCACAGUGCAACAGACGAUCUCUUACUGGGCAUCGGACUCGAACUCGAGUCCCAAGACGAACAAGCGCAAGACCCAAAGCUACAAGAAGAACCACAGCACCAUUCAAGAUUGUCGAAACAGCCCCUCGCUCCUAUUUUGGAACGCAGAGUUACCUUUGCCGCGAAGCACGUUGUCCUCAGGUUGGACGACCAUGAUGGCGUAGAUGACCUCACGUGCGGGAUCGAUCAGAGAUACGUCCACCAGGUCUUUGACGCGGUCCAGGUCUGGUUCAUUCCACAUCACACUGACUACUCACCCGAGGAAAAACGAAACAUCUGGCACUCGGCAGAAGAGAUGAGCUCGAUGAAAGAGGACGCAAUCCGCGCCAAGCUGACUUCCCAGCGAAGCAGCCGUAACAAUACUGACAGCAAGAAGAUGCCUACCUCUGAAAAGUGCUCUCUCUUUUCGCCGGUGGUUGGGAAACAGCGAAGCCUGCCAUCGAUCGACUAUGGAUUCGGCAGCAAACUAAAGCAGCAGGAAACGCCAUCAGAGGACAACCUUUCGUCCUCGAGACGCUGCCGCUACGAGGAAAUGAUGGAUGCCGUGCUUCUCGAGCAAUAUGAACAAAAGUUGAUGUGCUUCCGCGUCUACGGCCGGGUCGAGGGGAGCGGAAUCCUCGAUCCCGAUCGCCUGGCCAUGGUUUACUCGAUCACGGGAGACACUCAAAAAGCGCACGAGCGAGCCGUGGCCAAGGCAGAGAGACACCUUCGGGACCUGCUCGAUGAAAGAUGCGACGAUGAAUCGUCCGUGUCAACCACAUCGACCACCAGCUCUUCUUCGACGAUGGAAAAUGACUCGUUGGCUUCGAAGCCGUUGAAAACGACCGGGAGUGGCGCAAACCUAAAGCGCACUCCUUCUUUCAGCGACAAGAUGGCCCUGGAGACAUCGUACUGCCUCGAUAAGAGUGUCUCCUCUCUCUUUGAGUUCUUGUUGACACCCUUUCUCGAGAUUCGAAGCGGUGAUCUGUUUUUGGGAAUCGGAGAAGAAAUGUCCAUAUGAAUCCGGAACAAGCAAAAACAAAGCAUUGCUUCCUUCUCAUUCAUUGUACAUUUUCAUUUGACCUCGAACUACAGUCCAACCAUCCACCGGUGGCAUGGCACUGCAAAUUUUCCGUCUCUUGCAUGCCUGGUUGCCACCAACACACAACUUUUGAACUUUCCCAUUGGGAAUGCGACAUUUUUCUUCCAUAUCUAAAUUUUGCUGCUAUCACUAUUCAUAUCUGCUAAUAUCCUAUUAUAAAAACUCUGCUACUAUUGAACAUCAUACUAACAUAGCAACACUACAUUACUGUAGUAUCUUACAAUUUCCAAUACUAUAAUAUUUCCUACCAUAGGUUGAGUGACAUCGGGUUAGUACCUUCCUUUUUGGCAUUGGGUUGUAUUGCAAUAGAUCUUCUCCUUUCAG